Messenger RNA from Adineta ricciae, 2976 nucleotides. The record is from the annotation of a GenBank genome assembly. NCBI's taxonomy places the organism in Eukaryota, Metazoa, Rotifera, Eurotatoria, Adinetida, Adinetidae.
AUGCCCGUGUUUCAUACACGAACCAUAGAAAGCAUCUUAGAACCAGUUGCUCAGCAGGUUUCCCGCUUAAUUAUCUUACAUGAAGAAGCAGCAGGUGAUAGUAAUCUUAUGCCAGAUCUUUCCAAACCUGUUCAAGUUGUUAAAUCAGCUGUUGAUAAUCUUGUUAAAGUUGGUCAUGAAACAUGUUCGACAAGCACAGAUGAUUUAUUACGUGAUGAAAUGCCACAUGCAUUAGAACGUGUCAAUCAUGCUUCGACUCUCUUGAUUAAUGCAGCACAUAUACUUAAACACGAACCCAAUUCGAUAAAAGGUCGACAAAUGCUAAUUGAAGGAGCACGAUGUAUUCUUCAUGGUAUAUCAGCACUCCUUCUCACCUUCGACGAAUACGAAGUACGAAAGAUUGUCCGAAUAUGUCAGCAUGUUUUCAAUCAUCUGUUACAUGCUGAGAACAUUGAAAGCAUCGACGAACUUGUUGAUUUUGUACAAAACUUAACACCUAUUCUAACACGGAUGAGUAAAGAAGUUGAUCUACGUAUAAAAGAACUAACACAUGUGAUUCAUCGAAAAUUACUAACGCGAUCCGUUGAACAAAUGAAAACUCUAAUACCUUUGCUAAUUUCAAGUAUCAGCGUUUGUGUAACAUCGAAACACACGGGUGGGCAUACAAUCGUUGAAGCGAUAGAAAAUCGUGAUUAUAUUGUGAAUAAAAUCAAUGAUGAACUCGGUGAAAUCAUUCGUAUACUUCAAUUGAUUACUAUCGAUGAUGUCCUUCUUAAUGAAUUCGAUGACGAUGAACAACAUAAUUUAAAGAAACUCCUUAAAACUCUUGGUAGUCGAAUGUUUCAAGCAAAGCAUUGGUUAGAAAACACACGAGCUCGGGAAGGAACAUUAGCUGAACGAUCACUUCGCGUAAUUUUGGAUGAUUUACGAACGCACAUCACUGAGCAUUGUCUCGACGAAGCUCAAGCGAUUGUAUUGAUGCAAAAAGUAGAUACACUAUCACAAAUGCUCCAUCAUUUGAUACAAUUACGAAGACAAUCAAAAGGAAAUUCUAAUGAAGCAAUUAGUCUUGCACGAGAUAUAGCUGAUCACCUUGAUGAUCUUUAUCAGUCGUUGGAACAAGCAAUUAAUCUUUUGAGAUAUACAUCUGAUUAUCAACGACCGGCAACGACAGUGAAUGGGAAAGUUGAUCAAGCACAACGGUGGUUAACGCAGCCUGAUACAGAUCACUUUGGAUUUGGUGAAUUUUCAGUGAGAAGUCUUGUGAAAAUCGGUCGCCAGCUGGUGAAUAUUUGUGAAUUAUCCUAUCGUCGCGAUCUGAUCGAAUGUUGUCUUGCGAUUGACGAUCUCGUAUUAAAAUACAAUGAUGCAUUGCGAAGACGAUUGCCUAUUAAUGGGCCAGAAUGCGUCAUGAUCAGUCGGUCACUGUUGUCUUCUAUUCAUCAAUUGCAAUAUCGUCUUCAAGAAGCAAUUAUUUAUCAAGUAUCAGAUGAUUUUAUAGACAUUACAUCAACCAUAAAAAGUCUCCGACACACCGCAUUAAAAUCUUAUGAUGAAUUAAACCGGCAGGAAGCUUUCCAAACAGCAAUACAAGAAUUUACUAAUCAUUCAACAACAUUAAUUCAAACAGCACGUUUAGCAGCCAAUGGCACAUCGUGUCGAUCGAAAUCAACGAUCGAAACAAUUAAUAUCACAGCUUCACAAAUUAAUGAUCUCACACCUCAAGUUGUCUAUGCAGCUCGUAUUAUCUUCGGUGAUCCAAAUCGAUCAUCUACGACACAGGAACAUUUCGACCUUCUCAGUGAACAAUGGUUAACACAGAUGGAGUAUCUACGAAAACAUGUUGACGAAGCGAUUCCAUCCGAUGAAUUUGUUAAAGUGUCUGAAGAGGCGGUCAUUCAUGAUACACAACAAACCGAAAAAGCUAUUGCGGAUCUCAGUCCUUCGAUCAUUGUUGAUAGUACUUCGAAUAUAAUUCGACGUGCGAAUCGUGUUCUACUUGUUACUCAACAAGAAAUUGAAAAUUCGGAGGAUAAAUCAUUCACUCAACGAUUGAAAAAAGCAGCUGAUGUAUUAAAACAAACUUUUCCACCGAUGAUCGCAGCAGCAAAACAAUUGGCUUUAAGUCCAGAUAACAAGGUUAUACACUCGAAAUGGCAGCAAACAAACAAUGAACUAAUCGAUGCUGUGGGAAACGUUCGAGAAAUCUUACAACCUUCAUCCACGAAUCUUAUCAAUAGUGUAGCUCGUCUUUCAUUCAAUCCUCGUAGCCGAAGUUCUUCGAGAUCUCCACCUCUUCGACCGCCACUACCAUCCGAUGAAGAAUUAGCCGCAUGUGCUGCUGCUCCACCUCGACCACCUUUACCUCUGAUACAAGAAACCGAAGAAGAAAUGUAUGACAAGGAUCUUCCUCGUCCACAAUUCAAUCAGCCUAUACUCAUGGCCGCUCACGAUCUACAUCUAUAUAUAAAACAGUAUUCUAGUAUUGAUAAUAAAUUAGUCGCUUUGGGGAAGAAAAUGGCACAUUUUGUCGCACAAUUAAGUUUUCUCAUUCGCGGUGAAACAGGAACUAAACGUGAUUUAAUCUCUAUUUCCCGCGAAGUAGCUGAUAUGUCCGAACAAGUAACAGAUAUAGUCAAAAAGAUCGCAAAUGAAUGUUCCGAUCGACGAAUACGAACUAAUCUCCUUCAAGUCAGUGAACGUAUACCGACAAUCGGUACUCAAUUGAAAAUUUUAUCAACAGUAAAAGCAACGAUGUUUGGAACAUAUGAUGUUCUCCCACAUAGUUUGAGUAAAAGUGAACGUGCAAUGAUUUGUUCGGAUGAAGAUGCCGAAGCAACUGAAAUGCUUAUUGGUAACGCACAAAAUCUCAUGCAAUCGAUUAAGGAAACAAUCAAAGCAGUUGAAACUGCUUCCGAAAAACUGUAUUUUGUUGUUGAUGAUGUUCAUUUAUGUUGGACAAAACGAACUCGUUAG